AUUUUUUUAAGUUCCUAAGUUUGCUGACUGAACCUGCAGGCCAAUAUUUAGACAACAGACCCAAAUACAUAUUUGCAAAGUGAAUACACUACAUCUAUCUUUAAUACGCAAGGUACACCUGGUUAAUCUUCUUUCAGGUAAAAAAUUCCAAAGAACAAAAAUUAGCCUUACAGAUCUAGUUUAUUUUAAUAGAAGACCCAUUGCUUUAGAAUGACAGCGAUGCAAAAUAACAAAUGGAUCACGUAGCUGUCAUUUCCAGUGUACCACACCUCUAAAUCCAGCAGGGGGCGCUUCCGACUAAUCAUGGAAAUGCUCACAUUCACACACAAUCUGUGUCGCCCCGUAGCGUUCACUAACAAGUUCUUCAGCUUCUCUACACCAACUCAUACUGACAUUUUUACACCGUUUCCAAUGAGCUGGACUGUCAGUGACCCAUUGUCUAAUAUAUGUCUGUAUGUACAAAUAGGAAUGUGGGAAAUAAUCCAGUUAUUUUUUCCAUGUGAAACUAGAAAAAGAAACUGCAUUCCCUAAUUUCGGAGAGCUGCUUGUGGGAAACUGACUUAAGUGAUUGUUUUACAACACRUAUCAGAGAUAACAGCUGAUUUAAUGUUGGCACACAGAUCAGAUUGCAUCUUCCUGUAAGUGCCAUUUUACAGCUCCUCAUGUUCAAAAUGAAGCUGAAGUACAAAGUGCAGUGCUUCCCUAUCACUCUUCUAUUUUAUUGGUGUUCAACUGCUGCAUUUUUAUAGAUUACAGAUGUAGGAUAAAGAUUAUUAGUCACCACUGAAGUAAUUAAAUUCUACUUUGAGUAAAAGCUGUAGCAAACUGUAGCACCACACGCACUAARUCCUGUUUAAAUACAUCCUCRUACUUGUGUAUUUUAAAAAUGUAAAACACAAAUKAAACGCAUGUUAAUAAUGUUUUUUACAUACUUAUAUACUUAAAUUUUCAGAAUGAUACCUUUAUAAGUACCGGUCAUUUCAAAAUGUCUUCCAAAAAUAGUGACAAACAUUGUGGCUUUUUACACUUUCCCCUCUGAUAGAGGGGGGAAAAAAGUAAAAUAAAAAAAUCGCACAUAACCUGAUUGCAUCAGUGUGCACUUCCUUAAUCCAACUUUAUUGAUGUACCUUUUUAAUMAUUUGCUUUUCUUUAGUUGGAGUUUAUCAGAAUCCCACAUUUGCGAUUAAUAAUGYGUGUCAACUUCAUUUUGGAUAUCCUAUCAGAUUUUGAGGACUACAAGUGACUCUACAAUUUUCCUUUAAUUUCCUCCUCACAAAGACAUUCUGUUAUUGAUUUUGGCAGAUGCUUGGAGUCACUACAAYGUYGAAAUGCAAAAUCUGCCUCCAUCUUUAGAUUUCUAGAUGCUACCAAUAGGUUUUGGGUCAAAACUGRCYGGUGUUUCGAUCUGUUUACAUGUUCAUUAAUAUUGAKAAAUGACUUGCUUCAUCUGAAAAGUAAACCCAGCAUGAUGAGGAAGCUGUCACCAUAUUUCACUGUGAGUAAGAACAGUGCACACUUCUGUUAGUGAUGUUCCGGGUUAUUUAUCUCUUUAUAUACAAGAUUAAAAGUUCUAGCUUGGUUCCGUCAAACCGUAAUGUUUUGCCUUUUAGUAGGCUUUUGUUUUCUUUAGUAGAAAACAUAUUCUGUCCAUCAACUCUAUCCCAGAAUAUGGAGAURGUUUCACAUUGAAUAGACUUAAUUAAAAAUGUGAAAGUUGCUCUUUAAAAACUCUACUUUCRGGAUUUUGUUGCCCWGAUAUAACUGUAAACUGUCAGCAAUCUAAAUUACAUCUAUAUAGUCUGUCAUUAUUCAGAAGGCAGCCGCAUGUGGUGUUUAAUUUUCCCCUCACAUGACACGAGUAGAGCGGCAGUAAGUGACUGCAUGUUAUUCAGCCCAGCCUCAUUGUUCCAGGCAGCCUGUGACGUUGCUUUGUGUCGGAGGAAGGAGGGAGGGACGCCCGGGUUAGAGAGUUGAUGUUCCCAGGCAAGCAGCACGCAGCAGACUCACCUUUCCACAGGCCGGUUCUCUGCAUUGUUCAGUUUCUCCUGGAAAUUAAACAACUUCGAGACUUUUUCCCAGACUUUCACCCGGUCGGUCCACUUGCUGCUCUCUGCGGCCACACUUCAACACGGCGGCGGAGUCGAGGUGCAGCAGCUGUAGGGAUCAAUCUGAGAAGUAAAUGGUGUGAAAGUGGAGUACAACAGGAUUAUCAUCUGACGUCACCUUAAAGGAACCCGAAGCGAUCAGGCUGUAAGAUUACACGUUCUCAGAUGUCUGCUGCACUGUAAUAAUGCCUUUGAGGUUACAAUGUCUACGCUGAAGCACGUUAUUCUGCAGGACAAAGACCAGGACAAUGAGAAGAAGCUGGACUGGAGUUAUAUCAACGAAUGGGCCGAGAAUGAAGUCGUCACAACGGGAUCGUCGGACAUGGAGACCCAAACGGACUCAGGGUCUUUCGAGCACAAGGAGUGUCAGACCUGCAGCCCGGUCAUAAUGCAYAUAGAUCUCACACGGACGCACUCCAAGCUGAGACACCUGUCGCUGGUGGACACUGAGGGACAGCUGGCACCUUUGUUCCARUUUGACCGCCAGGCUCCUGGACGCAUCUCUACGUCUCCCACCUUGAGGAGGAUGAGGAGCACCAGACGUCCUGUGAUUGACACUCGAGAAUUGGGCCGCAUGGAGAGCACUCAGGAGGAGCCGUGCCCUGGAAGCCCUCUGUCCCCUGUGCAGAGAGUCAAAUCACCUUUAGCAACAACCCCCUCCUCUGAUGGAGAGAACUGUCAGGAACCUCAGUCCRUUUCACUCUCUGGGCGACAGAGAACCAGWUCGCGUAGAUCAAAGACUUUUGAAAACGGUGUCAAUUCCCCAAAAUGGGAAUGCAACAGGGCUCAUUCUGCUCUAAUGAAAGAGUCUCAGUUUUCUGAUGUAGAAGUGCAGGAGAGGGAACGGUGUCAUCCAAGGCUUCAGGAGAGGAGGCGGAGCUCAGUGGUGGUCAGUUUACCUGGACUCGAUGUCUCACCAGGAGACCUGUUUGUGUCCAACGGAGCGGCGGACAUGAUCAAUGAUUCAAAUCUCGCUGAUGCAAAGAAAUCAAAGUGGCCCUUUUUGAGGCGCAGUACGACUAAAGGGAAAUUGCAGGUGGGCACAGUAUCAGAUAUUGAAAAAUACCUUUCAGCGGUGCAGAUUCAAGACUGGAGAAACMCAGACUUUCAGAAGUAUAAGGACUUUUCUCUGGCUGAGUUCCUCCAGGAUCAGUCCUCGCAGGUGGGCGUCACCUCUGACCCUCAGGGUCGAAAGAGACAAGAGGCCAUCUGGGAACUCUUCACCAGCGAGUGUGUUUACUUCCUGGAUCAGCUCAUGGUUCUCAAAGAGGUGUUUUCAGCCACACUCAUGAACCUGCAGCAGAACAACUGCCUCACGGAUGUUGACUCAUGGAGCCUGUUUGCAAAYCUGAAUGAACUUUGCCUGGUCAGCUUUAGUUUCCUAAACAAACUCUUGCAUGUCAUCAAGAACUUGUUGAGUAUUACCCAGGGGGACGGGCCUACCCUGUUGGAGCUGCUGAGCAAGGUUUUUGAGGAGAGCAUAUGUCACUGUCUGGAGAAGUACUGCCUCAACUACUCAGCAGCGCUGCUUUAUCUGCACAACCUGAUGCCCAGGGAGGACUUCGGGCCAUAYGUAAAGUGGUGUGAGAGGAGCAAACAGUGCCGGAGGCUGCAGCUACGCGACCUGCUGGUGGCGCCUCUGCAGCGGCUAACCCGAUACCCGCUGCUGCUGAGGAACAUCGCAAAGAGAUGUCAGGUGUUGGAGGAAAGCAGGGAGCUGCAGGUUAUAGCUGACAAAGUGGACAAGUCCAUAUGUGAGCAGCACAGUCUGAAACAUCUCCUGAAGGCCGUCACUCUGGACAAUCUGAUUUCCCACAGAAGUCUGCUGCACGAAGGGAAACUGGUGCUCACAGAGAACACAAAGCUCAUCGAUGUUUAUCUGUUCCUGUUUGAUGAAUUCCUGCUGAUCACAAAGAUAAAGAGAAGCAAGAAGAGGUCUGUCAGUUCUGAGCAGAACCACCUGAGGCUGCAGCAGAACCUGGAGCUGAACCAGCUGCURAAGGAGGGCUGCACCUUCACGGUUCUCGAUCAGCCCAUCUCUCUGGAUCGACUGCAGCUCAGGAACAUUGAUCAGCUAAAUGCCUCCACAUCGGGGCUGCCACAUUCUUUCAUCAUAAUGCACCACAACCGGUACCAACAGUGCAUCGGUGCGUUCAUCCUUCAAGCUGCGUCAGAGUCUGCCAAGAGGGAAUGGAUGACGAAGUUGGAGGGCGCUGCGGCGGCGCUGCUGAAGCUGGACUCUCAGCAGCCGCGAGUCAAGAGCUCCUCCCUGUGGCUGGAGUCCUCCCAGAUCUGAUCYCAUCCAGUGGCACUUCAAGCCACUGGAAAUGAUGUCAAUGUGCACUUCACUGUCCCUAGGAGUCCGUCACAAUGACUGCUCAAACACUAGGAUUAUUUUGUAAAUUCUGUGUGCCUUUUAAAGGCAGCUAAUGCGUUAGUGUACAAUAAAUUCUUAUGACUUAUUUGGUUAAUUUUUUUUUUCUCA
Messenger RNA from Poecilia reticulata (guppy), 4590 nucleotides. NCBI's taxonomy places the organism in Eukaryota, Metazoa, Chordata, Actinopteri, Cyprinodontiformes, Poeciliidae. The record is from RefSeq and is a predicted model, not a curated record.